This is a messenger RNA of Pristis pectinata (smalltooth sawfish), 2898 nucleotides long. RefSeq names its product serine/threonine-protein kinase Nek8-like. The annotation marks the transcript as partial. The transcript has 16 exons. Gene Ontology annotation, molecular function: ATP binding; protein kinase activity. NCBI's taxonomy places the organism in Eukaryota, Metazoa, Chordata, Chondrichthyes, Rhinopristiformes, Pristidae. The record is from RefSeq and is a predicted model, not a curated record. Gene Ontology annotation, biological process: protein phosphorylation.
AUGAGUGAGGUUUCUAUCAAUCCUAUGCACAAUGUAAGGGGGUCUUCAACACAGACAGACAGUGGAGUUAUCUCAGAUUCAUCUGAUAGGUUUGAUCCAUGUUCAAUGUGCCCAAAGGAGUUUGAGAAAGGAAAGACUGGAUGUGGAUCCGAAGUGAAACAGGCUUAUAACUCCAGUGCUAGCUAUGGUGGAGAUAACUGUGAUCAACAAGAAACAGAAGGAGAAUCUGCUGAGAGGAAAAGCCACAAUAUAGGACUGGAUAUCACAAAUAGUGUACCCACUCAGAGGCUUUUAAUAGUUUGCAACAAAGUUAAGUGUUGCACUGAUAUUAUAGGUGCAUCAUGGCCACAUGUAACUGUGGUGAAUUAUGUAUAUGAGUCCUCCACACUGGAAUCAAUUUCUGCGCAGGUGGCUGAAGCUUUGAAUGGAAAGCAAGUCAAAUCUGUUGCUUUUAUUCUCUAUAAUCAGCAAGAUGCAAUACAUAUUUGUGGGACCGGAGAGAUUCCGACACUCACACCAUUUUCUAUCCGUGAGCACAUAGCUGUGCAGAGAUUCUUUAACAAUAUUGUGACCAGCCACAUUGAUAUGGAAGAUUCAGAAAUCAGGAUGGACUUCCUGGGCUGUACUGCCUUGUUGACGGCAGAUUUGGAGGAAGUCAAGAGAGAACUGCAGAGUCUGACAGGUGAGAGGCUAGCAACAAAUAUCUAUUACAAGGCCACAGACUCCUGCAGCUAUCUCGACUACACCUCCUCCCACUUUGUUUCCUACAGGGACUUCAUUCCAUCCUCCAUCUCGCUGUCCAAAAAACCUUCAGCUUAUUGUUUGUCUCCUUCUGGCAAUCAAGUUGAAGUGGGCACUGUUAUUAAUGGGAAAAAGAAGCCAGGUGCUUGUUAUGGUGUUCCUGUUGGCAUGGCAAGAACCCUACUGGGCAACAAGCUAGUGGCAGGUCCAAACCAGGCACCGGAAAGUAUAAAGAUGCACAUCCUGGAUCUCUACUGUGAAAGUGAUAAACUGAAACGCCCACAUCCCCAAACACUGGCAGAGUUUGAAAAGAUACAUAUAGUGGGAAAAGGAGCCUCUGGGACAGCAGUUCUGUAUCGGAAGAAGGACGAUGACUCCCUGGUCAUUCUUAAAGAGAUCAAUAUGCAUGAGCUGAACCACAUUGAAAGACAGAGAGCAUUGAAUGAGGUGAAGGUGCUUUCCAUGUUGGACCACCCCAAUAUCAUUAAUUACUAUGACAGCUUUGAAGAGGAUGGUGUACUGAUGAUUGAGAUGGAAUACGCAGAAGGAGGAACGUUGGCUCAGUACUUGGCACAGCAGGUACUUUACGAUCGAGAGUUGGAAGAGCUAGAAAUCCUGAACCUCUUCCACCAGAUGGUGGCUGCGACCUGUUACCUACACGAACACAGCGUGUUGCACCGAGAUCUAAAGACGGCCAACCUUUUCCUCACUAAAGAAGGCGAAGUGAAGCUUGGUGAUUUUGGGGUGGCCAAAGUGAUGAUGACAGGAAGUGAGGCACACACCAUCUUGGGUACUCCCUAUUACAUCUCACCCGAGAUCUGUGAGGGAAAAUGCUACAACGAUAAAUCUGACAUCUGGUCGCUUGGUUGUAUUCUUUAUGAGAUGGCUUGCCGUCAGCGCACUUUUGAAGGAACUAAUCUACCUGCAGUUGUAAAUAAGAUCAUGAAGGGGAAGUUUGCUCCCAUCACCGAUAACUACAGCGCUGAGUUUAAAGGCCUUGUGAUGGAUAUGCUGCAAAAGGAGCCUCAGUACCGGCCUUCUGCUCAUGAGCUGCUCUAUGUUCGUCUCCCUGAAAUGAUGACAAAACAUGAAGAAACUCCAGUCCAGAAGGAAGGGCCAGGGACAGGCCUUCAAUGUGGCCUGAGUAACAAGAGAAAUGGACGCACAGCCCUUUAUUAUUUCUGCAUGUCUGAUCUGGAGCUUUGCCCUGUUGAAGGACUGCCUGCAAAGAUUAAAAUUAGGCAGGUCGCUAUAUCUGACAAUCACAUGAUAGCAGUCACUGCAGAGAGAGCAGUGUACACAUGGGGAAACAAUCUGAAAGGCCAGCUUGGUCAUGGAGACCUGCAAUCACGUUCACGACCCCAGCUGGUGGAAGCCCUCAAAGGAAAGUUUAUUGCCAGGGCCUGUGGUGGAGACGGAUUCAGUGCGUUUGUCAGUGACAAUGGAAUUGUAAUGACCUCUGGAGACGGAGCCCAAGGCUGCCUGGGGCACGGGGACCUCUUCAGCACCUCCAGACCUUGUUUGAUUGAAGCCCUACUCGGUGUAAACGUCCAGACCAUUGCCUGUGGUCGGCACCAUGUGGUGUGUGUCAGCGGUGAUGGCGAGGUGUUUUCAUGGGGCAGUGGAAAAUUUGGAAAACUGGGGCUUGGGAACGACGAUAGUAGCUGCUUGCCAAUGAAAGUAACUUUCGAGGAGCAGAUCUUUGUGAAAGAUGUAAAGUGUGGCUUGGAUGGAACCAUGUUCUUAACAGAUACUGGCAGCCCGCUGGCAUGUGGUAAUAACCAAUACAAUAAACUUGGCUUGAAUGAAAGACGAGGCCUUCUCAUGCAGAUGACAAUGCUGUUUGCAAGAACCGAUGUUGAAGACAGAAAGGUUCCCACAGUGGUGAAGGCAUUGAGAAACCAGCGUGUGAGGGAUGCUGUGCUGGGUCCCUCACACACCAUUGUACUGGUAGAACCUGGAAAAGUAUAUACCUUUGGGAGGAACACAGAAGGACAGCUUGGCACAGGCAACACCAAACCCUAUAAAGUGCCAAUGCAUGUAAAGCAACUGCAGCAUAAAGCUAUAACUAUGAUCAGCUGUGGAGAGACAUUCAGCGUUGCCGGGACAGACGAUAAUAAUAUCUUCUUCUGGGGCACCAAGUCCAAGUCAGUGCCC